This is a messenger RNA of Thlaspi arvense, 3168 nucleotides long. NCBI's taxonomy places the organism in Eukaryota, Viridiplantae, Streptophyta, Magnoliopsida, Brassicales, Brassicaceae. The record is from the annotation of a GenBank genome assembly.
AUGUCGACUUCUCGGUCGGAGCGAUUCCCGAUAACGCCGAGUACGGCUGCUAAUAGAUUGACGAUUACGCCUGGGUCUAGGGUUUUGAAAAGCCCUCUCACUGAAGAAGUCAUGUGGAAGCGUCUCAAGGAAGCUGGAUUUGAUGAACAAUCGAUCAAAAAGAGAGAUAAAGCCGCCCUAAUCGCUUACAUCGCCAAGCUCGAAUCUGAGGUUUAUGAUUACCAACACAACAUGGGUCUUCUCAUUUUGGAGAAAGACGAAUUGUCCUCCAAGUACGAGGAGGUUAAGGCCUCUGUGGAUGAAGCUGACCUAGCACAUAGGCGAGAUCUAUCUGCGUAUGUCUCUGCCUUAGCUGAAGCGAAGAAACGAGAAGAGAGUUUGAAGAAGGAUGUUGGGGUUGCUAAAGAGUGUAUAUCCAGUCUGGAGAAGACGUUGCAUGAGAUGCGUGCAGAAUGUGCCGAGACAAAAGUUUCUGCUGGGAGUAAAAUGUCUGAAGCUCAUAUUAUGAUUGAGGAUGCUCUAAAGAAAUAUGCAGAUGCUGAAGCAAAAAUGCGCGCAGCAGAAUCUUUACAAGCAGAAGCUAACCGGUAUCACCGAAUUGCAGAGAGAAAGUUGAAGGAAGUUGAAAGUCGUGAAGAUGAUCUUGCUCGGCGGCUUGCAUCUUUCAAGUCUGAGUCUGAAACGAAAGAGAACGAGAUAGUGAUUGAGCGACAGACUUUGAGUGAAAGGCGAAAGAGCUUGCAGCAAGAGCAUGAAAGAUUAUUGGAUGCACAAACUUCACUAAAUCAGAGAGAAGAUCACAUUUUUGGUAGAUCCCAAGAAUUGGCUGAACUUGAAAAGGGGUUAGAGUCUGCAAAGAUCACAUUUGAGGAGGAAUGUAGAGCCUUUGAGGACAAAAACUCAAAAUUAGAGAUCGAAUUGGCUUCGCUUGCGAAAAGAGAAGAGGCUGUCUCUGAGAGGGAAGCUUCACUACUUAAGAAGGAGCAAGAGCUGCUUGUUGCUGAAGAAAAAAUUGCCAACAAGGAAUCUGUGAGUUUACUUGUUCAGUCCAUCAAACCUUCUAGUUAUCAUUCAUACUUCUGGUUUUGUGCUCAUUUGUUUGCGAGGGAUAGUAAUGAUGCUUUUAAACAAUCAAUACAGGAACUGGUUCAGAAGGUCUUAGCAAAUCAAGAAGUUAUCCUGAGGAAAAGAAAAUCCGAUGUGGAAUCUGAGUUGGAAAGUAAAUGCAAAUUGGUGGAAGAUGAAAUCGAGAGCAAGAGACGGGCAUGGGAAUUGAGGGAGGUUGAUAUUAGGCAGAGGGAAGACCUAGCUGGUGAAAAGGAACAUGACUUGGAAGUUCAAUCAAGGGCAUUGGCAGAGAAAGAAAAGGAUAUAACAGAGAGGUCUCAUAAUCUUGACGAGAAAGAGAAGAAUUUGAAUGCUAUAGAGAAAGAAAUUAACCUUAAGACAACUCUCCUGGAGAAUGAGAAGGAACGACUAAGGAAACUAGACCUAGAUCUGCAGCAGUCUUUAGUGUCAUUAGAAGACGAGAGAAAACGUGUUGACCGUGCAACGGAAAAACUAGAAGCCUUGAAAAGUGAGACAAGCGAAUUAUCUGUCCUGGAGAUGAAUCUCAAGGAGGAGCUAGAUGAUUUGAGGGCUCAAAAGCUUGAACUGCUGACCGAAGCAGAUAGAUUGAAGGUGGAGAAAGCUAAAUUUGAAGCUGAGUGGGAACACAUUGAUGUGAAAAGGGAAGAGUUAAGAAAAGAAACAGAGUAUAUAACUCGUCAAAGGGAGGCGUUCUCAAUGUACCUCAAGGACGAGCGUGAUAACAUCAGGGAGGAAAGAGAUGCAUUGAGAAAUCAGCACAAAAACGAUGUGGAGGCGUUAAACCGAGAGCGGGAAGAAUUCAUGAAUAAAAUGGUGGAGGAACAUUCAGAGUGGCUUAGCAAGAUACAGCGAGAACGUGCUGACUUCCUGCUGGGUAUUGAGAUGCAGAAAAGAGAGUUGGAGUAUUGCAUUGAAAAUAAACGAGAAGAAUUGGAGAAUUCUUCUAGGGAGAGAGAGAAAGCGUUUGAGCAAGAGAAGAAGUUGGAAGAGGAGCGUAUACAGUCCCUGAAGGAGUCGGCGGCUAAAGAGUUAGAAAAUGUCCAAGUGGAACUAAAGAGGUUGGAUGCUGAGAGGUUGGAGAUCAAACUGGACCGUGAAAGGAGGGAGAGAGAGUGGGCGGAGUUGAAGGAUUCGGUUGAGGAGCUAAAGGUUCAAAGAGAGAAACUAGAGACGCAAAGGCAUAUGCUUCGAGCUGAAAGAGAAGAAAUCCGACAUGAGGUUGAAGAACUGAAGAAGUUAGAGAAUCUGAAAGUUACAUUAGAUGAUAUGUCGAUGGCUAAAAUGCAGCUGUCCAAUUUAGAGCGUAGCUGGGAAAAAGUUUCGGCUUUGAAGCAGAAGGUUGUUACACGGGAUGAUGAACUAGACUUGCAAAAUGGAGUCAGCACCGUGAGUAACAGCGAAGAUGGCUAUAACUCUUCUAUGGAAAGACAGAACGGCUCAAUACCUUCAUCCGCCACUCCAUUUUCAUGGAUAAAACGAUGCACCAAUCUGAUAUUCAAGGCUUCUCCGGAGCAAUCGUCCUCAAGGAAUCAUCAUGAAGAAGAAGGUGGAUUGCCUUCAGAAAAGUUGAAGCUAGAUUCAUCGAAAAGAGAAGAAAAGGCUUACACCGAGGGGAUGUCUAUUGCAGUUGAAAGGCUUGAAGCAGGAAGGAAAAGACGAGGUAACACAUCUGGAAAUGAUACUAGUGAGCGAAGCAGUAACAAGAAGAGGAAACAUGAGGUUACUCAAAAAUCUUCUGAUGACGCUGAUCCCCAGAGUGUAAUUUCAAGCCCUCAAAAUGUGCCCGAGGACAAACAUGAACUGCCAACUAGCCAGACCCAGACACCAAGUGAUAUGGUAGUCAUCAGUGAAACCGUGAAGAUCACAACAGUAACGUGUGAAACAGAGGUCAUCAACAAAGUGACAAACAUUGACUCGUCGGAAAAUCCUUCUGAAUCAGGAACAAAGAUGGUAGAGGAGACGCAAAAUAGUGAAUUCAAUCAGACGAGGAUAAACGUUUGUGAAACGGUGACUCGGAAAGAAGCAGAAUCUGAUAACAGAAAGGAAAAGGAGUCUGACGAUGGUGGCAUUGUAACAUGA